Messenger RNA from Coregonus clupeaformis (lake whitefish), 3440 nucleotides. It is a transcript of the gene anks3, whose product is annotated as ankyrin repeat and sterile alpha motif domain containing 3. The transcript is spliced from 16 exons. Lineage: Eukaryota; Metazoa; Chordata; Actinopteri; Salmoniformes; Salmonidae. Gene Ontology annotation, cellular component: cilium. Gene Ontology annotation, molecular function: protein binding. The record is from RefSeq and is a predicted model, not a curated record. Bases 131 to 2089 code for a protein of 652 amino acids.
UUUGGGCAGUCAAUUGUAACACAAGCAACCAAGAGAAGUCUUGAACACUUGGCAACUGUGGAAAAACUAAAAAUAACUAGUUUUUACGGUUACAGCGGUGCAGUGGGAGCUUGCCUAGUCUGGGGUGAGAAUGUCGGAGUUGAGCGAUGAGGCGGGUGAAUCGGAGCAGUUUGGUGUCAGCCUCUCCCUGUGGCUAGGGGACAUUAACACUUUAGUACGACCUGAGGAAUUGGAUGUACCCCUCGACCUCCACACUGCCUGCUCCAUUGGCCAGUAUGAUGUAGUAUCAGAGUGUAUUAAAAAAGGGGAGGUGAACUUGGACAGCAAGAACAUUGGGGGCUGGACUCCCCUGAUGUAUUCUUCAUAUAUUGGGCAUGACAACAUUGCUAAUCUUUUGCUGGAGGCUGGAGUGAACGUUAAUGCCACCACUGGCAAAGGUCUGACACCCCUUAUGCUGGCAGCGAGCUGUGGGAAUGAAAGCAUUGCAUACUUCCUAAUGCAGCAAGGUGCUGAGUUGGAGCUGAAGGACUCUCGAGGCUGGACAGCCCUGUACCACUGCACCAGCACUGGCCACCAGCAGAUGGUUAAGUUCCUGCUGGACAACAAUGCCAAUGUCAAUGUGAAAGAGCCAGGGUCUGGCUUCACUCCGCUGAUGGAGGCUGCUGCUUCUGGACAUGAAAUCAUUGUACAAUGCCUCCUUGACCAUGGUGUCAAAGUAGAUGAGCGGAACGCCAAAGGAGAGACCGCCCGUGCCCUAGCUAUGAUGUACGGCCACACAAAGAUCGCCAGCCUCAUUGACAUGCGCUCUCCUAAAGCCAAACCAGGUGCAGGACACUUUGAGGACCUGAGCUCGUCGGAGGACUCUGACAGCAGUGCCCCCCCCAGACUGAGUCGCUUGAGUCGCAGCCGAGCCAAAGGCCCCAGCAUCCACGAUGGGCCUCAAGCCAUCGCCAAAUUCAGAGUGGGAGGCCCCAGUAAACACUCCGAGCCAGCGGUGGCGCCCCCGGGAUACAUUGCAUUCCGUGAUGUCGGGGAGCAGAGUGAGGGCAUCUGUUUCCGUGAUGUCACCUCGCCUAUCAACGAGCUGGAUGGCCAGAGCAACAGCAGCAGAGAUGAGAGCCCCUUCUUUGAUAACGACAUGCCCACCAUGAGGAGCAGCAGUAGCAGCAGCGAGGGGCUUCCCUGCGUGAUCGGACUUAGCCGGGAGGGCUCGCUGGAGAGUAACGAGGACUCAGAUCAGGCUAAAAAGAGCUGCUCCCGCCGCGCAAACAAGGGUCAUCACGCUAAAGGCAAGGGUCGCCAUGGUAGCAGCAGUGAAACGGUGCAGCCCGGUGGCCCAGGGAACUGUGGGGUGCGCUCGCCUGUAGGUGGUCCUCCCAACUAUGCAGGUCCCAAGGAUCUGGCGGAGUUCCUGGAGCAGAUUGGCUUUUCCAAGUACCUCCCCCUGUUGGAGGAACAGGACAUUGACCUAAGGAUAUUUCUCACCCUCACAGAGAAUGACCUUAAGGAAGUGGGAAUCACGCUUUUUGGACCCAAGCGCAAGAUGACCUCAGCGAUUGCACGGUGGCACAGUAGUGCCCGGCCACCUAGUGACGCUCUGGAGCAGGCCUACGCUGACCAGCUGGAGGCCGAGAUGCAGGAGAUGGCCAUUCAGCUACAUAAGCGGUGCGAGGAGGUGGAGGGCCUGCAGGGCCAGAUGUCUCAGGAGAAGGAACUGCGCACGGUGAUGGAGGGAUGCCUGAUGGAGGACAAGAUGGCCUGGAGGAGGGUGCACACAGAGCUGGUGGACAACCACAGACUGGCUCAGGACAUGAAUGCCACGCUAGAAAAGGCCCGCGCCUGCCGCUGCGAGCUCAUGUCUCGCCUCAGCGCCGACGGCAACGGCAGUCCUUACCACGGCGACGGCAAACUGAAAGGCAAUACUGGUGGAAAAGGUGGAGAAGGCUUGAAGUCCACCAGUGUCUCGGAGUUAAUGACAACACUGGAUUCAUAUGAAGAGGAGCUAGGGGAGACCCUCCAGACUGUGCUCCAGAACCUGAGGCGACUGAGUGUCCCAGAGAAGGUCACAGACAGCUGGGAACAGCCCUAGGCAGUAUUGGUGAGUGUCUGGGGCUUCCUGACAAUGCUGACGGAGGGUGAGCAUGCCACCCUGAACACACUCAAUGGACUGGGAGUGGGCCGGGCCAGCUGGCCGGACUGGAUACAGUGGGCUGAGGACCAGUGUUCCCAGGCGCUCCCGUAUGGGAAUGGGCCAGGGGUUGUGGCCUCUAGCCUGGCCAAAGAGGCCAUUGGCAGAUACUGCAGGGAUACGACAAACGGGCGAGGGCAGCUGCUCCUCACAUGCCUGUGCUGGUGAUGGUGGACUGCUUCAUUUGAAUUAGGAGGUGCAGUCGGGGGAAAGCUGAUAAACCAGCCAGCUCCCUAAGGCGAGCCUGUCUGGCUGUGAAACAUUUUGACUGUAGAUCCUCUGUCCUCCUAUCCUAUAUGUAUGAGACACAUACAUGCUGUGAUCAGUGAUGCAAACAAAAGAAAGAUCACUCAUGUUUCUAAAUAACCUGAUCUUUGACAUGAAGAGAAUAAAUGUACAUGAAUUGAUCAUUUUAGAAUAUUAAAAAAAAAAUGUAUUCUGUAACUUGUUUUGUUGCAUGUUAGGAAGUGUCGUCCUGCUGAAUGUAAAGUCUGGAACAGAAAAUCCCCAUAGAGGGAAACAAUGUCUGUAACUUCCAUUGUUGAUCUUUCACCACAUCUGUUACUAGUGUCUUCUGUAAUGUUUAACUGUAUGUUGUUUUUCAUUUUUUCAAACUUCCCAUUUUGUUGUUCAUGUUCACAUUUUAAAAGUAUGACCUCAGUGAAUGUAGUGUUCUGUGUGUGUGUAAUCAUAAGCGCAAUAAAUGUUUUGUCGUGUCAGUCUAAAACCUGUGCAUUAUUAGGUUAACUUUCCAGGCAAUAUCUCAAUAACAUUGUAGUAUGAAAGUCUUACUUUGAUUAUUAAUUACACUUUAAUAUGUAAGCACAAUUUAGCAUGUGUAAGCCAUCCCUUUUAACAUUCUAGUUCCAUAAGCAUUAUGGCAAUGUGUCCCAUUCAAAAGGUCACUGACUGGGUUAAUACAAGUUCACAUGGUUUAUGAUACAGAGACAGAUGAGCAUCACAAAAUAUUUUAUUGCCUUAGAAAACAGUGCUGAACGUGUUCAGUGGAAGCACUGGAGAGUCGUUAUCUCAUGAAUAAAGUCUACAUCAGUCUUCCCAAAAUAUCUUUAUCGCUAUUUACAUACACAAAUGAUCCAUUUAGAACAGCAAACUGUUCUGCCCAGCUGAGCAAUACACUGACGAAUUAAAAAAACGAAAUGCCAUAACAUCAAAUGGAUCAGAAAUACAGUUUAGACUUUGUUAAUGUUGUAAAUGGCUAUUGUAGUUGGAAACGGCUGAUUUUUAAUGGAAU